AUGGAUCCGAAUUUCAUUGCUCAAUUGCAGCAGCAGCUUUCUGCCAUUGUUAAUCCUGAUGCUUCUUCUUUGAAGGAGACCACAAAGGUUUUGCAGUCUCAGUUUUACACACAACCAACUGCUUUACCUGCAUUGAUUCACAUUUUGCAAAAUGGUUCUGAUGAUGCAUUGAGACAGCUAGCUGGUGUCGAGGCAAGGAAAAUGGUGCCGAAGCAUUGGGAAAAACUGGAUGCUUCUCUAAAAAUCGAGAUCAAGAAUUCUUUGUUACAUUCGUCUUUUGCUGAAUCCAAAGAUAUCGUUUGCCACUCUAGCUCGCGCGUUACUGCGGCCAUUGGGGCCGAAGACUUGAAUAAUAAUGAAUGGCCAGAGUUAAUUCCAACUUUGAUUCGCGCAGCUUCAGAUGAAAACCCAAGGAACAGGCAGACAUCCAUCUUUGUUUUGUUGUCUUUGCUAGAAUCAUACAAACCAGCGUUAUGUAAUCACAUUGGUGAAUUCUUGGACUUAUUUUCCCAUACAAUCAAAGAUAAUGCAUCUUUGGAGGUUAGAUCAUUAUCUGUUCAAGCAUUGAACCAUGUUUCAACUUUGAUUGAAAGACAGGAUGAGAUCGAUCCAAACUAUGCUUCCCAAUUUGCCUCCUUAAUUCCUUCUGUGGUCGAUGUUUUGGAGGCCGUGAUAAAGGCAGACGACAUUGUGAACACUAAGUUGAUUUUUAACUGUUUGAACGAUUUCCUAUUAUUGGACUCUCAGCUAACUGGUAAGGCAAUUGCUGACUUAGUAAAACUAUCCCUCCAGAUUUCACUCAACAAAGAGGUAGAUGAGGACACAAGAGUGUUUGCUGUACAGUUUGCGAUCUCGGCGGUUUCCUACAGGAAAUCGAAGAUUCACCAGGCAAAAUUAGCUCCGGAAAUAACUAUUACGGCUUUAAAGGUUGCUUCUGAUGAAAUUGAUAUCGAUGAUGAGCUAAAUAACGAGGAUGAAGCUGCCGAAAACGAAGAGAAUACCCCAUGUCUGACUGCAAUGAGGUUAAUUGCCUUUGCAGCAACUGAAUUUCCUCCAUCUCAAGUCGCUGCACCAAUAAUGGAGCAUUUGCCAACUAUGAUAUCUUCCUCUAAUCCAUUUGAAAGGCGCGCUAUCCUGUUGGCAAUUUCCGUUGCAGUGACUGGUUCUCCAGACUAUAUAUUGUCUCAAUUGGAUAAGAUAAUCCCAGCAACUAUAACUGGAAUGAAGGACCCAGAACCAAUUGUCCAAUUAGCUGCCUUGAAAGCCGUAUCUCAAUUAACAACUGAGCUUCAAGACGAAGUCGCUAAGUUCCACGAAGAAUAUCUACCCUUGAUAAUCGAAAUCAUCGACAAUUCUAAGCACAUCGUAAUCUACAGGUACGCUACUACUGCAUUGGAUGGAUUGCUAGAAUUCAUUGCGUAUGAUGCUAUCGCUAAAUACUUAGAACCAUUGAUGAAUAAGUUGUUCCAAAUGUUGGAAUCUCAAAAUUCUUCUAAAUUGAGAGCUGCUAUUGUAUCUGCUAUUGGCUCUGCAGCAUUUGCUGCAGGCUCCAACUUUAUUCCAUACUUUAAGACAUCUGUUCAAUUUUUGGAACAGUUUAUCCAAAACUGUUCUCAAAUUGAAGGUAUGUCGGAAGAUGACAUUGAAUUGCGGGCCCUAACCUUUGAAAAUAUUUCCACAAUGGGUAGAGCUGUUAGAUCUACAACUUUUGCGGAGGUUGCAGAGCCUUUAGUUAACUCCGCUUAUGAAGCAAUCAAAACUGAUUCUGCAAGAUUGAGAGAAUCUGGUUAUGCAUUUAUCGCUAACAUGGCUAAGGUUUACGGAAAAGAUUUUGCUCCAUUUUUGGAUACCAUAAUGCCAGAAAUCUUCAAAACUCUACAACAAGAGGAAUACCAAUUCAAGUUUGAUGGUGAUGCUGAUGACCUAGCUGCAUUCACUGAUGACGCUGAUGAAGAAGAUUUGCAAAACAAGUUUACUGUUAAUACUGGUAUUUCAUAUGAAAAGGAAGUUGCAGCAGCAGCUUUAUCCGAGUUGGCGGUGGCUUGUAAAGAGCAGUUCUUGAAGUUUGUGGAACCUUCUUUGAAGGUUUUGAAGGAACAGGUCGAUGAAUCGUAUGGUUUAAGGGAAACGGCCAUGCAGACAAUCUGGAAUAUUGUUAAAGCUGUAUUAUUAACCACCAACAUCACAGAGGAAACCUACCCAAAAGGUAUUCCGUCAGGAUCGUACGUUGAUAGCAGUAUCUUGUCUGUCAUUCAAACUGCUAGAGAAAUAUCUUUAGAUGGUUUGAGUGAAGAAUUUGAAACCUCGAUGAUUAUUACUGUAUUUGAAACUAUGGCAGAUAUGAUCAAGAGCUUUGGUCCAAUUGUGGUUAUGGACAAUGGAAAUUUUGCCCAUUUAGAGCAGUUAUGCUUGCAAGUCCUAAGUGUUUUGAAUGGUGAACAUACCUGUCAAACCAUAGACUAUGAAGAAGACAUUCCGAAGGACGAAGACAUGGACGCCUCAGAAACAGAAGCAACUUUGUUAGACGUCGCAUUGGAAGUAUUGGUAUCUUUGUCAUAUGCUCUAGCUCAGGAUUACACUAAGGUUUUUGAGAACUUUAAGUCAAUACUAUUGUCCUUAUUUGAUCUAAAAUCUAAGAACAAGAGAUCUGCAGCUGUUGGUGCGGCUUCUGAAAUUGCUCUAGGUUUGAAAGAACAUAAUCCAUAUGUCCAAGAAUUUUUGGAAGCCAUGAUUAUUAAGUUGACAACUGACAAAUCCUUGGAAGUUAGAGGUAAUGCCGCUUAUGGUGUGGGCAUAUUGAUUCAAUAUGCCCAGUUUGAUGUUUCUGCUGUUUACGAACCUGUUUUAAAGGCCAUGUAUGAAUUACUAAACACUGCUGAUCAAAAGAUACUUGCUUCUCAAGAUGAUGAGGCUACAAAGGAGAUUAUUGACAGAGCCUUUGCAAAUUCCACCGGUUGUGUUGCUAGGAUGACUUUGAAAAACCAAAACUUAGUCCCAUUAGAGCACACUUUGCCAGCUCUUCUAAGUCAUCUUCCAUUGAAAACAGGUUAUGAAGAAUACGAUCCAAUAUUUGAAUUGAUCAUCAAGCUAUACCAGUCCAAUAACAGCUUGAUCAUCAACAAGACUCCAAGGAUUAUAGAAUUCUUUGCCACUGUCUUUACCAAAGAAAACGAAAGGAUUCAGUUAGAAAAAGAAUCUACGCUGGGUAGAGAAGAAAAUAUGGAUAAGUUGAAGCAAUUCCAAACUGAAGAAAUAAAAUUAAAAGUUGUCGAAUUGCUAAAGUUCUUGAAUCAGACAUAUAAUGGAGUAGUCGCUCAGAACUCCAUUUUAGCGGCGGUCAUCGCAUGA
Molecule: messenger RNA, 3348 nt
Organism: Eremothecium cymbalariae DBVPG#7215
Lineage: Eukaryota; Fungi; Ascomycota; Saccharomycetes; Saccharomycetales; Saccharomycetaceae
Gene: KAP123
Product: karyopherin KAP123
Exons: 1
Coding region: 1-3348 (1115 amino acids)
Biological process (GO): protein import into nucleus
Cellular component (GO): cytoplasm; nucleus
Molecular function (GO): nuclear import signal receptor activity; small GTPase binding
Source: RefSeq, a predicted model, not a curated record